Messenger RNA from Schistocerca piceifrons (Central American locust), 459 nucleotides. RefSeq lists its product as uncharacterized. The transcript has a single exon. The annotation marks the transcript as partial. The record is from RefSeq and is a predicted model, not a curated record. Lineage: Eukaryota; Metazoa; Arthropoda; Insecta; Orthoptera; Acrididae.
GGCAACGCAGGACAGCGGCAGCGCGACGCGGAGCGACGAGGCGCAGAGGUGCCUAAGCAGCCAGCGUUCGAGUCCGGAGGUCCGGGCCGAGCAGCAGCAGAAGCGGCAGCAGCCGUAGCAGCGGCGACCGAGGAGAGCGACGGGGUCGGCACAGCCCAGCAGAGCGGCGGCCGGCGCAUCGCAGCAGCGCGGGACAGCGCGGGCGCAGAGACAGCGCGGAGCAGCGCGGGACAGCGCGGGCACAAAGAGAGCGCGGAGCAGCGCGGAGCAGCGCGAGACAGCGCGGGACAGCGCGGGCACAAAGAGAGCGCGGAGCAGCGCGUGACAGCGCGGGACAGCGCGGGCACAAGGAGAGCGCGAAGCAGCGCAGGACGACGCGAGCCAACAGAGCAGACGGCGCACCACACGAGAAGCGGUAAUUGUAAAACUGUAUUAAGAAUAUUGUAUUUUGUUGUGUAA